Messenger RNA from Medioppia subpectinata, 930 nucleotides. The record is from the annotation of a GenBank genome assembly. Lineage: Eukaryota; Metazoa; Arthropoda; Arachnida; Sarcoptiformes; Oppiidae.
UUUCAAUCUAAUUUCAGUGCCAUUCGCCAGAAUCUGGACUGUCUGAUGAUGUAUACGGCCCCGUGUAUGGCCAACAGGACAUCAUAUGGCAGUUCAGCCAGUUAUGGCUCAGUCGGCAGCAGCUCUUAUGACAGCACCCGUAAUAAUGGCGGAGAUUUCAUACGACGGGCCAAACAGACUCUCGAGCGGUACUGCGAACAGGGAGGCGGAGGCUGGAAGAGUGCCUCGUGUUUUAUGAGGCAAGAGGUGCGGGAAUGCGAGACUCGGUACCAAUUUCAGCAAAACCCGCCGCCGGUGUCCACCAGCGCCUGUCGUAAUUACCAAGAUUUUCGCGAUUGUGUGGUCCGUAUUGUCCGCCAAUCGUGUUAUUCGCAGGACUUGCAGCUAAUGGCCACAUAUCUGGUGGACAAGGGGUCCGAUCUGAGCUGGUCUUGCGUUGUGAACGAUGACAGCAGCCGUCGUUUAGACACCGGCAGUGGCUAUAAUCCCAAUUAUCCCAACGAUCCGAACCGUUUAAAUGACCCGAACAGGCCGUACGACGCCAAUAGGGACUCCGGACGUUACGUUCCCGGCGGUAGUUAUGGCGGCAGUUAUGACCCGAACCGAGACAGGACUGGAUCCGGUGCUUAUGAUUACAACAACAGAAACAACAAUAAUAGGGAUCAAUAUAACGACAGAAACAGAUACGACAACAAUAGAGAUCUGGACAGAGAUAGGGGUUAUGUCGGCGGCGGUGGCCUCUCUAGUGGUGGCAUAUAUGGUGGCAGUAGUAGUAGUAGUGGCUCUCAGUCGGGAAGUAUUGAUCGUUUCGGUGGGUAUUACCCGACGACCGACUCGUGUCUGGAAAAGUCCGGUUAUUUUGUGAGGAGUUGUGAGGACACACUUAUUCAACGGCAGAGAGACGCCAGAGAGGGUCGCAGUAGUACUGAU